AUGCCCGAGCUUCCUGAGGUCCAUCGAGCUGCCAAUUUGCUACGGUCCCUCACACUUGGCAGGCGAAUCACUAAGGUGGUCACUAAUGAUGAUACCAUUGUAUUCGCCGGUGUUACUCAUGAAGAAUUUGCCAAGGAACUCACGAAUAGGACAGUGACCAAUGUGGGGCGGUACGGCAAGAACUUUUACAUGGAGUUAAACGAGAAAUGUAGAACACCCGUCAUGCAUUUCGGAAUGACCGGUAUGCUGCAGGUUCGAGGUGAACUUCCCAUCCAUUACAGAGAGACGCCACGAAAAGCGUCUACGGACUGGCCACCACGGUUCAUGAAGUUCGUCAUGCACAUCGAGCCAGAAGAUUCCACGCCGUCGACCCCCACCGUCUGCACCGAAAUAGCCUUCCUUGACGCUCGCCGUCUAGGCCGCAUCCGCCUCGUCUCCGGCUCCCCUCUGGAGUCUCCACCAAUCUCCAAUCUCGGUUUCGACCCUGUCCUCUCAAUGCCAGAUCUACCUACGUUUUCUUCCCUCCUCCUGAAACGUUCAUGUCCCAUCAAGGCGCUCCUUCUGAACCAGUCUUUCAGUGCCGGCGUUGGUAACUGGGUAGCAGAUGAGGUUCUGUACCAUGCAGGGGUACAUCCCGAGCAGAGGUGCAGGACCUUGUCUGAAGAACAGGUAGAGAAAGUGUGGAAGUGGACGAGCGAGAUUUGUAGGAUUGCGGUGGAUGUCAAUGCUGAUGAUGAGAAGUUCCCCGAAGAUUGGUUGUUCAAGCACCGUUGGGGCAAGGGCAAGAGCAAGAAAGGCAAAGCUGCAGAAGCACUGAAAUUACCUUCUGGAGAACCAGCAACAAUCAAAUGGGUCACAGUUGGUGGCCGGACGUCUGCAUACGUCGCUGAGCUACAACAGCUUCCAAGCUCUGCAACCGUGAAGGAUGGAAUACUGGUAAACGACGAACCGAACGAGAGCGAUCUCACUCCCAUAUCCGAGCCAGACACAGAAAUCGCGGUCAACACGAUUGGGAAGAAGCGGAAGGCCUCCGCGGCGACCGAAAACAAGCAAACCAAACCAAAAAGAGCUACAUGCUCAAAUUCAAAGGCUGCAGACCACGCCACAGACGACAAGAAGUCAGUCACUCGGUCUCGAGCGGUAAGAGCUAAAGCGAAGAAAUAG
Stereum hirsutum FP-91666 SS1 is the source of this 1164-nucleotide messenger RNA. RefSeq lists its product as uncharacterized. The transcript is spliced from 9 exons. Gene Ontology annotation, molecular function: DNA N-glycosylase activity; damaged DNA binding; DNA-(apurinic or apyrimidinic site) endonuclease activity. Bases 1 to 1164 code for a protein of 387 amino acids. NCBI's taxonomy places the organism in Eukaryota, Fungi, Basidiomycota, Agaricomycetes, Russulales, Stereaceae. Gene Ontology annotation, biological process: base-excision repair. Gene Ontology annotation, cellular component: nucleus. The record is from RefSeq and is a predicted model, not a curated record.